Nematocida homosporus is the source of this 3366-nucleotide messenger RNA. RefSeq lists its product as uncharacterized. The record is from RefSeq and is a predicted model, not a curated record. NCBI's taxonomy places the organism in Eukaryota, Fungi, Microsporidia. Bases 1 to 3366 code for a protein of 1121 amino acids. The transcript has a single exon.
AUGACAACAAUAAUUCGAGAUAGGCGAAUGAUAAUUGGCUGGCUUAUUUAUGCCAUAUUACACACAAUUAAGAUAGUAGGGUGCGCAAAUCCACAAUAUACGGGCAAUAACUUACAGUCAGGUACACAAUUGGCCACAAACAGCCAAUGGUCACCUAGCUGGACUUCGAGCCAGGACACAACAGUUAAUACUCUCGAGCGUUUAGAGACUUGUGAGAACCUAGAUAGCUUUAGCAUCAUUAUAUACGAGACCUCUACUGGCGCGAACAAAAACCGUUACGCACUGACAAUCGAGAUACAAGUCAAGAAUACUGACAAACCCAGAGCAACCUAUGCGGCAAACCUUAAAACCCUAAACAACCCCAGGAAAUCCGAAGAACUUGAGCUGAACAUUAAAUUCCUCUUUCCAUCACUCAAUGAUCUCGAAGUAGGAUCAGCGGCCAUCAACUAUCCAUUUAUCAACCCACUUGGCCGGAAAUUUCAUUCUCCCCGCCGUAGGCCCGCUAGUAACCAAAAUCCGAGUGAAAAGAUGAUCAACACAUUCAAAUGCAUAGCCAAGUAUCUAAACACAUAUCUUGUCAAUAGCAUCUUUAACCAAGCAUAUAUUAAAGUCACCAAUUACAGCUUUAUGUUUGGUGAUCUUACCUCGCUCCUUGAUCUUAUUACAAUCAGGUCUUCCAAGUAUCAACUCAACAUCAAAAACCUUCCAGCACCACUAUACUACAACGAGGCCACCAGUACUUUAGCCACUAGACCACACAGCACGUGUAAAGAGCUUGAGCCAAGUAGCUACAAUGGAUACAUUCAAGUACUUCCAACAAUUCUCACAAUUAACACCUCUCCACACAUGUAUCGUCCGCACAUAACCCAAAAACAGGAAACAGCUGUUAGCUACAACAUACAAGGCUUCCAAAAGGUUGUCUGGAACACAAAAGCCGCCCAAGGCAAACACAACUUCCAAGUAUCACUAACCGAAGAUUGUACCAAACAAGAAGACGACUCUAUAGUGCAAAAUGUCUUAGAUGAGCUACUUAUUCUCUUGCCAUCAACACAAAAUACUGCCGAAUACCACCCGUGCCAUUUCUACAUCGUAAACCUGCGGGAAUUAAAGGUGCUGGUAUUUUCCCUCAGUGAUGCUUCAAUCUACCAAACGCUCGAUGCACUGCUGUAUAGCUUUACAUCACUAUUGCGACCGCACGAUCGCACAGACCCAGACCUAUUUGAAAGCAUCUUGCCACAAGACACCUGCAAGACGGUAUAUGAAAACUUCGCAGACAUGAUUACCUUCUACAUGACUCGCAUCUAUAUACAAAACUGCACAAAACUCCAGGCCAUUAGUUGUUUCCCAACUACCCUCCGCAAACAUGAACUAAACACACUCGCCAUUAGUCUGUCUUAUAAACAAAACACAUCCGGCAUUGACCAUCUCAAGUUAGAAUCCCUUCCUUUGCUAGAAAGCUUGUGGCCGGCUGCCACCCUAAUCAUUGAUCUGGACCCUUUAAUCUGCCCACUACUUACCUUAUACCAAACCGAACCUAUAACGGACAUGUUCGUCGACACUGUAGUCCAGAGUUUCGAUGAUAGCAUCUGCAUGGAAUCAAAAUGCCCCAACAAACUAAACAUAAGAAACCUCUGUUUAUCUAACGUCGACUACAUCAUAAUGGGGGCAGUGUUCUAUACAUUGUUGUACCACUUUCCAAAACUUAAAUCCCUUGACAUUACCAUUGCAGCCCAUACAUCUAUUUCACUGCCGGAUUCUUGUCCAAUAUACAAUCCAGUCGACUGCAACUUAUUUGUGAUUCUAGAGUGCUGUAGAACACGAUACAACGCACAUGCCGCACUCAGUCCAUUAGAUACGCUAACUAUUCACAUUCCGGAGCUCGCGCCACUAGACAUUGUGAAUGUUCUUAGGUAUUUCCCAAUCGCCUCGACUCUUGCGUUAUGCCCAGACUACUAUAGAAUAGAACAGACCAACAUCGACGAUCAAUCCAUUGCCCUCCUAUUAUCCGACCAGCCAGAACAGCCCCCUUACACACCGCAGUACACUGAUCCAUUAUGGUUCAUGCCGAACGAUAUCUGCCUCAGCUUAGAUCCACUAACUAUUGCGCUCAACCGAUACAAUCAAUACUUUUCCAGGCUACUAAUCCAUCACUGCAGCCAUGUUGUGUUCCAACCCAUCGAAUAUAUGAGCGAUAAACGUGGCAUGAACAUUUAUAAACUCACUAAUACCAGAGCACUAUAUGAAAUAAUCAAAAUAUUAACUCAUUGUUCGAUUAACAAACGGUAUUCUUUGACCCUAAGCGCCACCUAUAUCUCUUUCAGGGUAGGAGAGUUUUAUGAAGAUAGCAAGCGCCUCAAAUACAUACGAGCCUUUACCCGAAUCUACAAGAAACUCAUACAACCUUUCAUAAACCAACCUAACGGCGGCUUCAAUAAGCAAAUAACGCCCAUCUGGAGGUUCUUCUCAAUCUAUAUUAAGCUACCUAUCUCCAUAUUGAAAAAGUGUAUUAGUAUCAAUAAUUUACCCAUCUGCACAUAUCAUCUUUACAGCAUAUCCCCCAUAGCUUUCCGAACUUUCGAUAUCCAAUUAAACGAAAUAACUGACAUACAGAAUAUCUUCUCCAGCAACACCAUUUUCUUCGAUCCGUAUGACAUGCUUAAGAUUCCUAUUAAGUCCUUUCAAGAGGAAACCAAGACUACCCAGCACACACACGAAAUGUUCGAUCAUCUCCUGCACACAUUAUACAAAGUUUCCAAACCUACCUACCUCUAUCUUACUCUCGGCCCUGUCAGUGGACCUCUUCAAAACAGCAUUCAUUUCCAUAUAAGCAAUGCUCCAACCGCCGCCCGCCGCCCGGUCAUAUCCCACCAUCACGAAAUCAUUGAUCCCAAAGCCCAACUACGACUCUUGGAAACCUCCCGCAGCCUCACCCAAUCCCAGGUCCUUUUAAAAGCCUGGCUGACAGCCGCUAUAAGCAGUGCAGCACUAGAUGGUAGAGACUAUCAAUUUUGCCGAGACAAACUCACUAGCAAACUCCCAUCACAUCAAGAACCAGCAAGCAUCACUUUAAUGUCAUGGAAAGUAAAACCUACUGAUCUAAAGACGGAUCAAACUAGGAAUAAGAUAUUUGUCCCCAUCUUCAUCGAAGCCCGCCCCGCUGUAUUCCCCAAACCAAUCGCCUCCAAGCCAAUCGCUCCCAAACCCACUGACCCCAAACCAGCAGACCCUAAACCAACCGACCCCGAAACCACCGACCCUAAACCAGCAGACCCUAAACCAACCGCUCCUAAACCAACCGACCCUACAUCCACCGAUCCUAAACCAGCCGACCCCGAAUCAACUCAACUUCAAUCAAGUGUGCUCUAA